Molecule: messenger RNA, 2242 nt
Organism: Dryobates pubescens (Downy woodpecker)
Lineage: Eukaryota; Metazoa; Chordata; Aves; Piciformes; Picidae
Gene: OXSR1
Product: oxidative stress responsive kinase 1
Exons: 18
Coding region: 204-1805 (533 amino acids)
Biological process (GO): protein phosphorylation
Molecular function (GO): ATP binding; protein serine/threonine kinase activity
Source: RefSeq, a predicted model, not a curated record
GGCAGGUGGAGGGAGCAGGCAAAGUUUGGCCGGCGGUAGCGGAGGCGGUGGGGUUGCGGGUGCCGCUGCCGGUGGGGGCUCGGCUUGGGGUCGGAGCAGCCGGGCCUCGCGGGGCAGUGCAGCUGCCUCUCCGCUCCCUCGCUCCUGCGUGACGCUCCCCCUCGCGGCGCGGAGGGCGGGCGGGUGGCGGGCGCGGCGCGGCCAUGGCCGAGGACCCCAGCGCGUUGCCCUGGUCCAUCAACAAGGAUGACUACGAGCUGCAGGAGGUCAUCGGGAGUGGAGCGACUGCGGUGGUGCAGGCAGCCUUCUGCGCUCCGAAGAAGGAGAAGGUGGCGAUUAAACGGAUCAAUCUUGAGAAGUGUCAGACAAGCAUGGAUGAACUCCUGAAAGAAAUUCAAGCCAUGAGUCAGUGCCAUCACCCCAACAUUGUAUCUUACUACACCUCCUUCGUGGUGAAAGAUGAGCUUUGGCUGGUGAUGAAGUUACUUAGUGGAGGCUCUGUUUUGGAUAUUAUAAAACACAUUGUGGCCAAAGGUGAGCACAAGACUGGUGUCCUGGAUGAACCCUGUAUAGCUACAAUCCUUAAGGAGGUGCUGGAGGGGCUGGACUACCUGCAUAAAAAUGGGCAAAUCCACAGGGAUGUGAAAGCAGGAAAUAUUCUUCUUGGAGAAGAUGGCUCUGUGCAAAUUGCAGACUUCGGCGUUAGCGCGUUUCUGGCCACCGGUGGUGACAUUACCAGGAACAAAGUCAGGAAAACCUUUGUGGGCACACCUUGCUGGAUGGCACCAGAAGUUAUGGAACAGGUCAGAGGAUAUGAUUUCAAGGCAGACAUCUGGAGCUUUGGGAUCACUGCUAUUGAACUGGCCACGGGGGCCGCUCCGUACCAUAAAUACCCGCCGAUGAAGGUUUUGAUGCUGACGCUACAGAACGAUCCUCCGUCUUUGGAAACUGGUGUGCAAGAUAAGGAGAUGCUGAAGAAGUAUGGGAAGUCGUUUAGGAAGAUGAUUUCAUCGUGCCUACAAAAAGACCCUGAGAAAAGACCGACAGCAGCAGAGCUCUUGAGACACAAGUUUUUCACGAAAGCAAAGAAUAAAGAAUUUUUACAAGAGAAGAUGUUGCAGAGAGCACCAACAAUCACUGAAAGAUCCAAAAAGGUCCGGAGAGUCCCAGGUUCCAGCGGACGUCUUCACAAGACUGAAGAUGGUGGCUGGGAAUGGAGUGAUGAUGAACUAGAUGAAGAAAGUGAGGAAGGCAGAGCAGCAAUUUCACAGCUCAGGUCUCCCAGAGUGAAAGAACCUGUACAGAAUUCAGAGCUAUUCCCACCAGCUGAGCCUCCAGGUCCUUCACUCAAUGCUCCAGCACAGGCACCUACUCAACUACCUCAGGCUGCAGGACCAGUCCCUGCACAACCUCAAACUGCUGUACCUCCACCUAGUCAGGCUCCUCCAGCAGCCCCAGCAGCCACCCAGGUCCCACCUGCCCCUGCUGCACCCCCGGUACAGGAAGAUACAAACGUCCCCAUCAGCCUUGUACUAAGGUUAAGGAAUUCAAAAAAAGAGCUCAAUGAUAUCCGAUUUGAAUUUACCCCAGGGAGAGAUACUGCUGAUGGUGUGUCUCAAGAACUCAUUUCAGCAGGUCUUGUUGACGGCAGAGAUCUGGUAGUAGUUGCAGCUAAUUUGCAGAAAAUUGUGGAAGACCCCCAGGCAAACAGAUCCAUCACUUUCAAACUGGCAUCUGGUGUGGAAGGCUCAGAUAUCCCCGAUGAUGGCAAGCUUAUAGGAUUUGCACAGCUCAGCAUCAGCUAAACAAUGGUCCCAGCAGAUGUUUCCCAACUGAGAACCCACAUGUGCAUAUUCGUAAUGCUUCUGUUAGCCUAAAAGAAACACACCAACAAACCACAAACAACAAACCACUACUGCCAAAGAAUCGAACUACAGCCCCCUUCCUAGAAGCUUUAACAUUUGUUUUUUUUUCUUGAUAGGAUCACAAACCUUCCUGAAAAAAAUCCCUGAUGCUGUUUACACCUUUUGUAAACAACUCUCAUGUUUUUGUACCUUGUCAUCUCAGACAUGCAGCUCCAACACCUCAUUGCCUGCAUGUUCAUUUUCUUAAUUGCCUUACUUUAAAGAAUAAGAAAAAUACUACUGAGUACGAAGCAGGGGGUUCCACUGCUCUGAUGAUCUUGCCUAAAUGUUUUGCCUCCAUGUGGUUUCUUCUUCUUUUUUUGGGUUAUUUUUUUGGU